Messenger RNA from Peronospora matthiolae, 417 nucleotides. NCBI's taxonomy places the organism in Eukaryota, Oomycota, Peronosporomycetes, Peronosporales, Peronosporaceae. The record is from the annotation of a GenBank genome assembly.
AUGCAGGGUCUUGCGGAUGGUCCCGUCAAGACUCACCUGUUCUGGCUUGAAUUGGAUUCACUAGAACAAGCCAUUUCCAUUGCGGAGCAGGAAGACUUCAGUCUGAGACAGGCUCGCGCCAGCUCGACAUCGUAUCGUCGACCAAGACGAUAUGACAGCGGAGGUCCAGAGCCGAUGGAACUAUGUUAUGUAGAGAGCGAGAAGGCUCGCUCUACAGACUACAAGAAGUUGCAGAGAUGCAACAGAUGUCAGAAGACAGGACACUACGCUUAUGAGUGUAGUGCCCUUCGUCCAGUGUCUCGCAACACUGGGCGUAGUGACCGUCCACCCAUGAGAAAGGAGCAGGGACGAGGGUCCGCAGUUGGUGCAAAGACGCAACAACGGGAUGGACCGUCAAAAAACGGACAGGAUCAGUAG